Eruca vesicaria subsp. sativa (arugula) is the source of this 1780-nucleotide messenger RNA. Lineage: Eukaryota; Viridiplantae; Streptophyta; Magnoliopsida; Brassicales; Brassicaceae. The record is from the annotation of a GenBank genome assembly.
GUCAAUAAAAUAGACAGAGAUCCUCCUUUAGUUUGAUCUGUCUGUGCAAAGGAUACUUCCUUUUAGUCCUCUGUUGAAUCAUCCAAUUGAAUCUUACGAAAUUUUUAAAGAUGAGGUCGAUUCAAGCACCGAUUGUUUGCCCUAGUGUUCGUCCCAGACAAUUGGGUUUGUCUGCUUCACUAGUCAACUGCUCUGUUUCGAGACCUAGGAAGCUGCUCAGGAACCAGUUUUGGGGUAAUCAGACCAGAAAUGUCAAGUCUCAGGUUGCUACAGUUACUCUGAUGGUACGGAGGUGUAAGGGUGGUACUAUACAGUGUCUUUUCAGCUCUCAUUCUGAUGGUAACGGAAGCACUGCAGAGAAUUUUAACGAGAAUGAUGAAGAUUAUGUCAAGUCUAGUGUACUUGAAGCUGCUGAGGUAAGAAGUGGACCAGAUGGUUUCAUGGUGAAGAUGAGAGACGGUAGGCAACUUCGUUGUGUCCACAAUAAUCCUCAGGGAGGGAAUCUUCCGAGCUAUGCUCCACACUCUGCUAUUGUGUUGAAAAUGGAAGAUGGAACUGGUCUUCUUCUUCCUAUCAUCGUCUUGGAGAUGCCAAGUGUGUUACUAAUGGCAGCAUUGACAAAUGUGAAAAUAGCAAGGCCAACUAUGUAUGAAGUGGUGAUGGAGAUGGUAGAAAAAAUGGGUUAUGAGGUUAGGCUUGUUAGAGUUACCACCAGAGUUCACGAGGCGUAUUUCGCACAGUUGUUCAUAUCAAAGGUGGGCGAUAAGUCGGAUUGUGUCAGCUUUGAUCUUCGUCCUUCAGAUGCAAUUAAUAUAGCUGUCAGAUGCAAGGUACCUAUCCAAGUCAACAAGUUUCUAGCUUACAGUGAUGGAAUGAGAGUCAUCGAGUCUGGAAAGCUAUCAAAGCAAACACCUGCUUCUGAUGGUUUAUUACAUACUGAACUAGACCGGCCAAAUGGGCAGCCUUGUCUUGAUACAAAAGAGUUUGAUCUCUUGAACAACAUGAUGCAAGCUGUUAAUGAAGAACGGUAUGAUGAAGCAGGUAAAACUAGUCUCUCCCUUUCAUAUUCUUUUUUUAUUGGUUCCGUCUUAUUUUAUUUUUUUAAGUCUUGUCAACAAGUUUCUGUGUUUUAUGUACAUGGGUCAAAGAAAGAAAAAUAUAAUAUCGUGUACUGGUUUCAAUGGAUGUUGCAGCUGAGUGGAGAGACAAGCUUGGCCAGUUUCAAGCAAAACGCAAACUAAGGAAAUACACAUGAUCCACAUGUAUGGUAGAAAAACAAAACCUCACCUACUCUGUGGGCUUAUUAUAGGCAGCCAAAACUAGUAAUUUAUGUUGUGUGUUUCUCUUUCUGCAGGGCAGGUCGGAGGCAAAAGUAUUAAUAUAAAUAUGUAAAUAAUAAAGAAGCCAUUGCUAGAAGCUGUGAUAUGAGAAGUGGUGAAAGAGACGCUUGCAAAUUGCAAAAGAGAUAAUCUCUUUCGUGUGAUGGAGAAUACUUGAUCUCUCUAUCUACACUUGUGCACGUUAGUAAGUUCCCCGGAUGAUAAAAGACAAAAAAUAUAAGAAUCUUGUAUGUAGUGUUAUCUUGUGAAAUCAAUCAGUGAUGUGUACAUAUCAUAAUACAUUGAUCAUCUCUCUUAUCAGAAAGUAAGCACACUCUAAUUAGAUUUAAUAAUUUUAAUGAAUAAGUCCUGACUUGAUGAUUUCGUUUUUAGUCAAUUUGUCCUUACCGCAUUAUUGUAGUUUCCGGAUUACCGGAAGUAGGACCGCACGUAUAAUUGCC